This is a messenger RNA of Kwoniella mangroviensis CBS 8507, 2508 nucleotides long. RefSeq lists its product as uncharacterized. Bases 1 to 2508 code for a protein of 835 amino acids. Gene Ontology annotation, molecular function: mismatched DNA binding; ATP binding; ATP-dependent DNA damage sensor activity. The record is from RefSeq and is a predicted model, not a curated record. Gene Ontology annotation, biological process: mismatch repair. Gene Ontology annotation, cellular component: mismatch repair complex. The transcript is spliced from 10 exons. Lineage: Eukaryota; Fungi; Basidiomycota; Tremellomycetes; Tremellales; Cryptococcaceae.
AUGGAAUCGAUCACCCCCCUUCCUACCCCAACAUCCACCGCGAUCCGAUCAUCGCUCAUCAUACCCAGCUUCCCUCAGAUCCUGUCCGAGCUCAUCCAGAACUCUCAAGAUGCCGGAGCGAAGAACUUGGAUAUAUCGAUAAGUCUUCUCAAAGGAAAUGAGAGUAUUCGAGUGAGGGAUGAUGGGUGUGGGAUCGGGGAAGAGGGUUUGAGAAAGGUUGGGAAGAGGUUUAGAACUAGCAAGACUCUAAACGAAGCGAAUCUAGGCUCGGUGGGUUCAUACGGAUACCGAGGAGAAGCCUUGUCGUCCAUAUCUUCCUUAUCAUUGCUCAGUAUCACGACCAAAACGACUUCGGCUGACGAAGCAACAACGAAAAUCAUGAAAUCUUCUAAAACUCUAUAUCUCGGCAUCGACCCUUCACGCCAUAUAUCGUCGAGGAGUGGGACAAUAGUGACGGUCAAAGAGAUGUUCCACAAUAUACCUGUUCGAAAGGAAGAGAUGCUCAGGGUUAACGAAGAUACAUUGAUGAGGCAAUGUAAGAAGGUUAUAGAGGUUUUUGCGUUGGCGAGGUAUGGAGUGACUUGGUUGGUAUGGGAUGAUAGAGGGAUGGGCGAUAGGAGGAAAGUUUUGGAUAUCAGAGGAACAAAGUCAAGUGUUCAAGUCUUCCGAGCGUUAUAUGGUAAUGCACUUGUAAAACGAGUGCAAAGUAUCCGCGUGUCAGCUGGAUCAAGACGAGUAGACGGGUUCAUAAGUCUUUCAGGUGAUAUAACCAAGGCUCAUCAACAUCUAUAUAUCAACAAUUACCCCGUCACUCGCUCUGAACUUCAUCUAGCCAUCACCAGGAAAUUCUCAGAUAGCAGAUUCGGUACAUUCGCUUCUGCGGGUCAACACGAUGAGUUGGAAGAUAUCGAUGCUGAGAAACGAAGAUCCCCAAGAAGGCUGGAACGACAUCCCAUAUAUGUCCUGAACGUGACAUUACCUUCGGAAGAAGUGGAUGUGAGCUUUGAACCGGCGAAAGGUGUAUUAGGCUACAAGGACCUUGCCAAGGUGCAAGCACUUCUAUCAGCAGUCGUAGACGAGUACCUCAAAAAAAACGGAUACAACCGCAUCAAGUCGAAAGAUAUUCCUAGCAGCCCUACGAAAGGUAGUUCAAACAAGGCAAUAGCACCUACGACGAUGUUACAUGGGCGAUCACCUUUGAGUAAAAAUGUCACCCCUCGUCAUAAUUCACAACAGGGAUGGGACAUGAUUAGACCAACCACACUGUCUUUCUCAGCUCUAACACCGACUGCCGCUCCCACUCAUCAGCAAAAUGAACAAGAUCAACAAGUGGCCCAUACAUCUGCUUCGGUACCUCCCACACCACCCAUUACACCUUUCGAUCAGCUCUUAGCUACAAGAAGACAAAUUUCAACUGAUGUCGAAGGCUGGUCGCCUCGUAUAGCUGAGAAACCAAGUCAGGCAUGUCAGUGGAUAGUUGAUCUGGAGAAUAGAAUCGACGGUAGCGUAUUACCCUUUACCAGGCCAUCCACAAACAGGAAGAGAUCGUUUGAAGCUAUGCAAUCUGACGAAAUAUGUUCAAAUCACCAACUCUCACAUGAACACAAAGAAUGCGAUUCACUAGCAGCCAGACCUAUCACACUGGAACCUCCCAGUAACAAACUUAAAGUGGAUAUCCAACUUUGCAAAUCGUCUUUAGACUAUGCCCAUGUGGUCGGCCAGGUAGAUAAGAAGUUCAUUGCGAUUACUAUCAACCCACCUAUUUCGACAGGCUCGCAGGGAGAUAAAGCGGUGGUAUUGGUAGAUCAACAUGCAGCCGACGAGAGAAUAUCAGUCGAGAAUCUCUUGGCUUCCCUUUGUUUGGGAUUCAGGAAACAUAAUAUGGCGAUAAUGAAAUUGACUAAAAAUACGCCUCAGAUCAUUCUUACCACUCAAGAAACGACAUACCUACUUCGACCUGGUGUCAUGGAGUUGGUCAGAAGAUGGGGUAUACACCUUACUGUACCGCCAUUAGAAAGGUUGGAAGGUGAUUAUGUUCAGGUUCAAGUUGAUGCUGUGCCUAGCCUGUUGGUCGGUAGACUGGGCAAGAAAGAGGGUGUCGAGAUGAGUAGGUUGGUCAGAGGUUAUUUACCUGUUCUGAAUGAUGGUCUCGGUGAGAUCAAAGCUUUGAUUGGAUCAUACGAAAAUUCACCGGAUGACAUAAAGGAAGAGAGGGCUAAUUGGGGAAAAGAAAUGAGAUUCAUGCCUAGGGAGAUGUUGGAGUUGGCUAAUUCAAAGGCUUGUCGAGGCGCAAUCAUGUUUCAAGAUUUCCUCGAUCUUGAUCAGCAAUCCCGACUAAUCGCUCAAUUGGGUCAAACAAGAUUCCCGUUCAUGUGCGCUCACGGCAGACCCAGUAUGAUACCUCUGGUAGCAUUACAGAGCCCAUCGCACACGGGAAGGGUUAAAGAGAUCGGAAAGGUAUGGAAGAGGGAGAUAGAUUGGAAAGGAUGGAAGGCGAAACGGAACUAG